CUGCUGCUGUACAAGAAACUAUAUAGUGACUGCAUUCCGCUGAAGUUUGCUCUCAGUAUAUUACCGAAGAGACCAGGCAAUAUGAGACGCUGCCCUGACAGAGAGUACUGGGACAGGCUUGUCCGAAAAUGUAUGCCUUGCAAGAACAUGUGUCGGGGUCAGCCCCAGCCCGAGAAAUGUGUCCCUAUCUGUGCGACUCUGAAGUGCGAAGCCACUCCAGGGACGUACUACGACGAGCUCAUAAAGAACUGCAUGUCGUGUUCCGAAGUGUGCGGCGGACCUGCGCCACAGUGCCCCGAGACGUGUCGAAUGGAAAGGCAGCCGGCCCUGAGCCCCACGAAGAGGCCGCAGAUGGACAGGCUGCAGGACUACCACACCGUGGUGAUCUACAGCCUGCUGGGCUGCUGCCUGGCGGCGCUCAUCUGCUCCCUGUCCAUCGCCCUGCUCAUCCUGCUCAAGAGGUGCCGGGGCGCCGAGACCAAGACGGCGUCCUUCCGGGGCCAGGAGCCGAAUGAGUACGCCGACAGGUCAUCCAAAGAUCCGUUGGUGGAAACCGUCUUGCCGAAGGAGUCUUCUGUAGCCAAGGGGAAACCCCGGCCUACCGAGACCUGCAUCUACUGCUUUCCAGAGCUGAGAAUGGCUGGAAGAAUAGAGGGGAAACAGACGGAGACCCCCCUCGUCUUUCAGCAGGCGGCGCCUACCACAAGCCCAACCACGGCCACCUCCAUCCCCCCCAGCACCUUGGACAAGGACCGGACCAUCAAAAUAAUUUGUUCCCCUUCCCAGACCACCUCUUCAUUUGAAAUUGCAGCCCAGCAUUAGGGGAGCAGAGUGCCAUGGGAAAAUGAGACGACCUGGGCUAUGGUUUCAACAACAGCAAUAGGACAGUGGCUUGAUGGUGCUUUCAGGAAACGAGCAGGACGAAUCUUGGAGGGGCACUGGAACUCCACUGGACACCAUGAAGUCAUGCAGCUCAUGCGUUCAAGAGAGAGUGGAAACAAGCGAGCACACAAGAUCGAAAUCCUAAUAAUGGCGAGGCCUGUGCUUGGGAGCUUUUUCAGUAUUGGUGUGAUUGUACAAUCACAAAAUAAAAAUUUAGGAGUAUUUGCAUUCAGGGUAGGCUGGGGUUUAAAGAAUAUAUAGAAGAGUUUUAAAGGCUGUUUUUUAUCACUGCAGAGCUAAGCAUGUUCCACCUCUGAUAUAUAUUAGAUCACAACCAAUCUACUAAUUUAACCGAAUUAUCUCCAAGAGUAACAGAGCUGUUAAUUAAGAUAAUAAAUUAAAUAAUUUAAAUUUAGGCACUGAGAUCUUGGGUACCGGGAAACAAUGGGGCUUUGUAGGACUGGACAUGACUAUCACUGCUUCGACCACAAUACAGGAGUCACAAAGAUGAAGCACAAAAAAAUGCUAAUUUCUUCUAUUGUAUCCCAGUCCCAGCGAUUGAAAAAUCUGUGCUGUUUAUUUCACAUUAUAUCUGGGCAAAAGAUUCAGACGGGAUUAAGAUUAAGUCACCGUGUUGCACCGUAAGCAUUGUGAAAACUAUUACUAGCACUUUUGCAGAAUUGAACAGUUUUCAGUGAUGUUAAUGAAAAUGUGUUCAUGUGAAAUGCACUUUAAGUCACAGUGUGUUUCUGGGCUAUUUAUGAUCCUUUUCUCCAUGAUUACCACAGUAUUCUUCCAAUCCAAUUCUCCCUCACAGUGGACACAGCGCAGUCUAACUCAGGCUCCUGCUCUGUGAUGCAACAGCUCCUGUCACUAUUGUUACGUGACUAGAAUUCCAACACAGAACUAGCUUGUUCAUCUUGAGCACAGUGAAUUAAAAACAACGUCCCAAAUUAGUUGAACAUUUACUUUUUUAGACCAGGGAGAGAGCUGGGAGUUUAGUAUUGCCUGCAAUAACAGCUUAAAAUGGAACUAGGCAAAGCUGAAGCACAGAAAAAUGUUGGGCAGAAGUAGCAAUAUGCAUCAUCUGAAAAAGGUCAUUAGCAAGAUUGGAGUUUCUCCCCAAAGUAGGGAGAAAAUAACUCUCCAUGUGUCAGCAGCAGACACUGGUGCAGUGCAAGAAUCGCUUUAUCCAUCAAGAUUAGUAUCCAACUGGAGACUGACCCAGCAGGCACAGGGGUUAACACAGAAUCUCACAGGUUCUCAACGGAGCAAAGAGGCUCAAGAAAAAACUGCAACGCGAAAACAUGAAACACAGCACCCAAGUAAGAGAAACUCAGGUGUGAGUCUCACAUCCACAUUCUGGGACUGUACAUACUGCACCUUCUCACCAGUAUGAGGUAUUAAAUGCACCACAUACAUAAAAGAAACUCCCUUUCACCUGGGAACCUUGAAGAUGGAGUGUUUAAGAACACAAACUGCUCAACCGUCACCCAGAUGGAUAUGCACCUUAGUACAGGGGUGUCCAGCGUAACGUGAGGGGUGACAAUUUGUUUUUCCUUUCUUGUGCUCGAACACUUGUUUGUCCAUUGGUUUGCUGUAAUAAACAAAACACACAAAGCUUCCAACAGGCCAGAAAGAGCUUUUUAUGUAGUUCCCUUCCUUGGGCUCAAGUCAUUUCAAUA
This is a messenger RNA of Lepisosteus oculatus (spotted gar), 2567 nucleotides long. Its product is annotated as tumor necrosis factor receptor superfamily member 13B. The record is from RefSeq and is a predicted model, not a curated record. Lineage: Eukaryota; Metazoa; Chordata; Actinopteri; Semionotiformes; Lepisosteidae. Gene Ontology annotation, biological process: hematopoietic progenitor cell differentiation; B cell homeostasis; negative regulation of B cell proliferation. Gene Ontology annotation, cellular component: plasma membrane.